AUGUCGCAUCUAGCUCUGCCAUCUUCAGCUCGAGCAUCGCCUUCACCAUCAGCUUCAGCCUCAUCACCCCGGAAAGGAGGAAAGAAACGACAACUGGAUAGGGUACUAUUAGACGAAGAGGAUGAUGUGGAUGAGAACGAUUUAAUCGCAUUACCGACUUCACGAAGAAGAUUGAAUGAAGAGUACGAUGAAGAAGACGAGGGGGAAGAUGAAGAACAUGAUCAUGAACAUGACGGAGAUGUAGAGGGAGAAGGGGAAGCCGAGGAAGGUGGAGCGGGAGCAGGAGCAGGGGAGGGUAGAAGGAGGGAAAGAUUAGGAGGGAAAGACGUUGAUGAAUCGAUAAUAAAAUUGAGAUUGGAAAGAGAGAAAGAAAGGAAAAAAGCGGAUGAGAUUGAUAAGAAAGGUAAAAAAAGAAGAGCAGAAACUUUCCUCCUGCGUGAUCAACUUGAUCAAGAACAAGCUAAGAGGUUUGAUACUUUCUCAACUGUAGCAAUAAACAAAAACGCGAUAAAGAGACUGAAUCGAGAAUUGUACGAUCAACACUGUUCUCCACAAGUAUCGAUGGUAGUAGCAGGUAUGGCUAAAAUAUUCGUUGCGGAUGUAAUUGAAUUAGCAAAAGACCUGCAACCUCAUUCUGCUCAUCCGAAAGGUCCAUUACAGCCUUAUCACCUCAAACUAGCCAGAAUGCACCUAGAACAAUCUGGUUUAUUAGCAGAUAGGAAACAAGCAAAGAGGUCUUUGUUCAAGAAGUGA
Kwoniella shivajii is the source of this 753-nucleotide messenger RNA. RefSeq lists its product as uncharacterized. Gene Ontology annotation, biological process: transcription initiation at RNA polymerase II promoter; RNA polymerase II preinitiation complex assembly. Gene Ontology annotation, cellular component: transcription factor TFIID complex; nucleus. Bases 1 to 753 code for a protein of 250 amino acids. Gene Ontology annotation, molecular function: protein heterodimerization activity; transcription coactivator activity. The record is from RefSeq and is a predicted model, not a curated record. NCBI's taxonomy places the organism in Eukaryota, Fungi, Basidiomycota, Tremellomycetes, Tremellales, Cryptococcaceae. The transcript is spliced from 4 exons.